Molecule: messenger RNA, 1729 nt
Organism: Cicer arietinum (chickpea)
Lineage: Eukaryota; Viridiplantae; Streptophyta; Magnoliopsida; Fabales; Fabaceae
Product: transcription factor VIP1
Biological process (GO): regulation of DNA-templated transcription
Cellular component (GO): nucleus
Molecular function (GO): DNA-binding transcription factor activity
Source: RefSeq, a predicted model, not a curated record
AUCUUAAUCAAACAGUUCACAAUUUAACUUUGGAUUUGAAAUCUUAAAACAAACUUAAAAUCUAAACCGUUAAUCUCAAUUAACGGUCCAGACAUACUAAGUGUAACUGCAGUGAAGCAAGUGCCGAGUGCAGCGAAUCUAGUUCCCAAGUUUCUUUGUCCAACACUUGGCUUUCACUAACUCACACAACCACAUGAACAACAACACAACACAAUUUGUGCUCUCACUUUUUCAACUACAACCACUACCACUUCUAAAAAAAAAUAAAAAAUAAACACUCUUUUAUAACAACACAAACCAAAAAAAAAAAAUCAUAAACCCAAAUAUUCCAAAAAUAAACUUCAAGUGUUUUUUUACUCUUUUUGAUGGACCCUAAUAAGUUCAUCGGAAAGCCACCAACGAUAAUUGACCUAGAACGUAUGCCGGAGCGUGGGUCCCACCACCGGAGAUCUCACUCCGACACUUCCUUCCGUUUCGCCGCCACCUUCGACGACAUUCUCCUCUUCGACCCUUCCGACUUCGACAUCUCCAAUCUCCCUCUUCCGUCUCCCGUCUCCGGCGCCGUUCCGAUGAGCGUCGAUUCCGAUGAGUCCAACGGGAAGUCAACGUCGGCGCGUCAGUCUGUCGGACACCUCCGGAGUUUGUCUGUUGACUCUGACUUUUUUGAUGGAUUAGGGUUCUCCGGCGCCGGUGAGGAGAAAAUUGGGGAGAGGAAGGUGAACCGUCAUAGGCAUAGUAAUUCGAUGGAUGGGUCUUCGACGACGUCGUUUGAUGGUGACUCGGGUAUGGUGAUCAUUGACGGUGUGAAGAAAUCCAUGCCACCUGAGAAACUUGCUGAACUUGCUCUUAUUGAUCCUAAGAGAGCUAAAAGGAUUCUUGCUAAUAGGCAAUCUGCUGCUCGAUCGAAGGAGAGGAAAACUCGGUAUACAAGUGAACUGGAGAGGAAGGUGCAGACACUUCAAACUGAAGCAACUAACCUAUCUGCGCAACUUACCAUCCUUCAGAGAGACACUACUGAUUUGUCUGCUCAGAAUAAGGAGCUCAAAAUGAAGUUAGAGGCUUUUGAACAACAAGCACAACUUAGAGAAGAUCUCAACGAGGCAUUGAAAAAAGAACUGCAACGCCUUCGGGCGCAAAAGAGUCAAUUGACUGCUGUCACUAGUAAUCCUUCUUAUGGCGGCAUCUUCUCACAAUUCGCUACCCAAUUAACCAUGCAACAGACAAGUAAUCCUCAUCCCCAACAAGCACAACCCGGCAUGCCGCCUUCUCGUUCCGAUCAACCUUUCAAUUUGCACGGCCGCCCUAACUUCAUGGACUUCAAUCACCAGAAGUAGCUCAUAUAUACCAUCAAAGUAAAUGAUUUGGUUACACAAUAUAUCAUUUAUCACACAAAAGUAACAUGUUGUAUAUAUAUAUAUAUGUAUGUAUAUGUAUAUGUAUAUGCAUAUGCAUGUAUUACAUAUGAGGCUUGUGAAGGGUAUCAUUGUCCUUAGUCCUAUGUUGUUAUUUUUAUGAUCUAUUAUAUACUUUCUGCAGUUCUAGGUUAGAAACACAGCCUUUGAAAUGUAUGCGUUACAGUUCUUUGGUGGAAACACAUUUAACAUAAAGAUGUAGAAGUUCUAGUUGAUAUUGAUAAUAGAUUGUGGUUAUGGAACCACAUAACAUGUUGUAAAUGUUUGAAGUUGAAGCUUCUUCAUUGUCCAAUGAUAAUAUAUAUUUUUUUUCAAUA